AGAGCAGCUGGCUGGCAUCAGGACAGGACAGGCCGCUCACAGGAAGGAUACCUGGAGGACACCGGCGCCCGCCAGCUGCUCGUCGGACACCGAGGGCGACUUCCAAGAGGUGUUCAUGGGAUGCACUAUCUACGCGGCCAGCCCUAAGGCUCUGCCUGCCGACGAGGCCCGGGGCCAGGACAGAUACUACCAGCUCCCCCACUACAGCCAUCCUUAUGGUAACUGCAGUCAGAGGAUAGCAGCCUGCAGAGCCAGGGCCAGGAGCAUGACCGAGCAGCAGGAGCAGGGCGAAGUAACAGGCCUCCUCUCCACACACGACCUGGACCCCUCCAAAGACGACGACGCACACGGCCACUUCAGGUUUCAGCUGAUUGAAGACCUUUCCUAUGAAGAUGUGAAGAAAUGCUACAGGGGAUCGUGUGUGUCUUGCAGCGGUUUGCUCCAGGCCUUGGAUGUGCGAGAGUGUGUGUGUGAGUACGGUGCCAACGUGCUGAGCCUGGUGCAGAGCUCUCGUCCUCUGUGGGAGAGGGUGGUAUCUGCGCCGAGCGGAGCCGGAGGCGGCGGCGGCGGCGGUGAAGGUGGAGGGGUCGGCGGCGCUGGAGCUGUGCGGGCAGGCCGGUCCGCCAAGGAGCUGCUCAUGACUCUGCCCUGUCCCUCUGCACAGACUGUCAGCAAGUACAACUCGCAGUACCACAAACUGUUCCCAUGCGUGCCCAAGGAUGAGAUCCUCAUGAAAGUGUACUCCUGUGCUCUUCUUAGAGACAUCCUCCUGCAGGGCCGCCUCUACAUCUCCAGAAACUGGCUGUGUUUCUAUGCCAACCUCUUCGGCAAGGACAUCAAGGUGGCCAUCCCUGUCGUUACUGUGCGACUUGUGAAGAAGCAUAAGACGGCCGGCCUGGUGCCCAACGGCUUGGCCAUCACAACGGACACCAACCAGAAGUAUGUUUUUGUCUCCCUGCUAUCAAGAGACAGUGUGUAUGAUGUCCUCCGCAGGAUCUGCACACACUUACAGGUCAACGGGAAGAGCCUGAGCUUAAAGCAGUUCAUGGAAGAGCCGGCCUUAUCGCUGGAUGAGUUCCCGGCUCCGGAUGAGUUCCCAGUGGUGGACGAGUUCCCGUCGGUGUUAAAAUGGAGACGGAAACCGUCUGUGGUGUCCGUGUCCUCGUCUCUUCCCGACCUGCUGGGCAGCUCCACCAGCGGCCUGGGAGCAGCAGACACACCCUUCAAGACGGAGCCGCCACUGGAAGAGAGAGGGCUGCAGACAGACAGAGGUUUUUUAUCAGAGCCGGUGGCAGAGUUGGGUCAGAUGGAGUACCAGCUGCUCAAGUUCUUCACCCUGCUAAUAAUCCUCCUCAUCCUCUCGUCGUGCUAUCUGGCCUUUCGUGUGUGCAGUCUGGAGCAGCAGCUCUCCUUCCUCAGUAACCCAAAUCUGCCCCUCAGAGAGAGGUAACCUCUGCCCACCACUUUAAACCCUCUCUCUACACGCUUGGAGCCAAUGAUGCCCCAUCCCACCACCCCAGCACAGAUCCAGGAUCAGAACAAACCCUCCAAGCCCCGCCCCCCCCGGCUGCAUCAUCAAGGUUCCAGGCAUCUAUAAGGUCCAGGAUGACCACCCAACCCAAGAUCACUUCCAGACUAUGCAAACAGACUGUAUAUUUAUUUUUAAAUAGAAAGUAGAUUUUGUUAUAGAUUGUUGGCAGUUCAUAUCACAGAUGUGCUUCAGUGUGAAAAGUGAGGGGGGAAAUGCUGCUGAAUCCUCACUACUCUGUUGUGCAGACGGAUGAUAAAGAGUUGAUGUUUGAGGAUGAAAUAUUGAGAUGUAAGUAAGAAGGAAAUGUUUGUCUUUUUUGAUGGCUGCCGGCGUGAGUGAGCCGUUUGUUUAUAUCGAACAUAUUUUUGACUAAUUGAGCAAACUAGUUUAAUUUUAGAGGGAACGUUACAACUAGCAAUAAUGUUGCACUUUUUCUUGUAAAGAUGAAGUCUGAAUCGUUUCAGCCACAUAAAGUGUUUUUUGCUUCAGUAAAAGGUACUCGGUUGUCAUCUUAAAGGUAUCCACAGAAGAAGGUCAUGUGAGCACAGAGAUUUCACUUGUUUCCAGUGAAACAGAGCAAUAAUAGCUUUAAAAAGAGAGUGGAGUGAUUAGAGGAAAUUUUAUGUCUUUCAUCACAUUUAUGAAUAUCUGUGUAAAAAAAAAAAGUUGCUUGGAUUCUUUUACUCAAACAUUUCAAAUGAAGAUGCUAGUCUUUAAGACUCAGAGUGUUUGUAUUAUGAUGUUUGUCUGAGGAUAUUUGAUGGAUUUUCUAUGGAUGAUGAUGUAUUUCUGGACGCUUUUAAAUUAAACCUGCAACUAUGUUAAAAUGA
This is a messenger RNA of Xiphophorus hellerii (green swordtail), 2361 nucleotides long. It is a transcript of the gene gramd2aa, whose product is annotated as GRAM domain containing 2Aa. The transcript has 12 exons. NCBI's taxonomy places the organism in Eukaryota, Metazoa, Chordata, Actinopteri, Cyprinodontiformes, Poeciliidae. The record is from RefSeq and is a predicted model, not a curated record. Bases 116 to 1450 code for a protein of 444 amino acids. Gene Ontology annotation, cellular component: endoplasmic reticulum membrane; organelle membrane contact site. Gene Ontology annotation, biological process: regulation of store-operated calcium entry. Gene Ontology annotation, molecular function: phosphatidylinositol-4,5-bisphosphate binding.